AUGGCGGAGGACAAGACUCCAUCCCCUCCCCCACGAGGCCGCCGAUCCUCCUUUGCCGGAGAGACAUUUGCCAACCUCUUUGGAGGACAUCGAGGCUCCAUGUCGCGUGGCUCAAGCGAUAAUACCGUCAGUGGAAACACCAACUCGCAACAACCCACGCAGCAAUACGCCGGACCGAUCACGAGUGCAGCUGCUCAAGCCCAACGCCGGAGGCUGUCUCUCACGACCUUGGGCCUCUCCGGGUCGCCCACCAACCCCUCUCCCUUCGGCUCCUACCCCACCCGCCGCGAGAGCUACGGCUCGUCUGUCAACAACGAUAGCAUCGAUGAAUCUGCGAUUGAAGACGAGUUCGACAGCGGACCAACACCACAAACACCGUUCGGCCGGCGACUGAGCUUUGGCGCCAAGGCGUUGAGAGAUGUACGGACAGGCGGCGGCGGAGGCAACACACCUCCUGGGCAAAAUGGUGGGCAAACUUCAACAUCUUCUUCAAUCGGCAACACCACCACUUCUACUGCAAACCCCAGCUUGCAGAAAGCACCCAACGGGACAAUCUCUUCCCGAGAUGCCAAGGGUCGAGGUUUGUCUCUUGCCGCACAGAUCCAUCCAUCCUUCCUCACGUUCUUCCUCUCGUCGCUCGCUCGCUCGCUUCCCAUUGCCCUUGUAGGAUGACCACGUGCUGACCAUUCUUUGUUCCUUUAGGCUCCAGCGAGCGAUUUAAUUGGUCCGAGAAUUUCCGCUCUCGUGCUGAGCGGGCUUCUUCGAUCGCUGGCGGCAGUGGCUUGCCCUCUGGACUCGGCAAUAAUGUGGCUUCGAACGGCUCUUCUCGUGCAUCACACGGCCGAGCUCAGAGCGUUGCAACGAUGGAGCCACCCGUGCGCGAGAUGCCGAAGCCGAAGGAGCAAGUAAGACCGGACCAUUUCCAGGAGCGAAUCCUCAAGGGAGAUUUCUACAUGGACUAG
This is a messenger RNA of Lecanosticta acicola, 962 nucleotides long. The record is from the annotation of a GenBank genome assembly. Lineage: Eukaryota; Fungi; Ascomycota; Dothideomycetes; Mycosphaerellales; Mycosphaerellaceae.